Molecule: messenger RNA, 928 nt
Organism: Branchiostoma belcheri (Belcher's lancelet)
Lineage: Eukaryota; Metazoa; Chordata; Leptocardii; Amphioxiformes; Branchiostomatidae
Product: transcription factor LBX2-like
Exons: 1
Coding region: 65-877 (270 amino acids)
Biological process (GO): cell differentiation; regulation of transcription by RNA polymerase II
Cellular component (GO): nucleus
Molecular function (GO): DNA-binding transcription factor activity, RNA polymerase II-specific; RNA polymerase II cis-regulatory region sequence-specific DNA binding
Source: RefSeq, a predicted model, not a curated record
GCUAGCCUGUCUACUGGCACAAUAUUCUCUCACACUGCUCUAGCAUCGCUGUACGUCGACGACCAUGGCUUCCUACAAACUGCCCUUCGCUCUCUCCGUGGAGAACUUGAUCGGAUCUGCACCUGACGCUGUGGCGGACAUGAGAUCAUCCAGCCCCGAGAGCCUCCCGCUGAAGAAGCGCCACCUCCUGCUCCCCGCCGCACCCCCGAGCGCCGCGACGCUGCGCAGUGACGGGGAAACUUCCGAGGACGAGGAGAUCGACGUGGUGUCGGAGUGUGACGACCUGCGCAACACGGACUCACCUGCCUCCGACCGCUCCAGCCCGGCACCAUCUUCCUGCGGCGACAGCCCGUCCCCCUCCCCGGUAGGCCGUAAGGCACGCACGGCCUUCACCACAGAACAAGUCAUGGCUCUGGAGGAGCGUUUCCGCCUGCAGAAGUACCUGUCCGCUGCCGACCGGGAAACUCUGGCCAACGCCACGGGACUGACCGACGAGCAGGUGAAGACGUGGUUCCAGAACCGCCGAAUGAAGCUGAAGCGCCAGCAGCAAGACUUCGCCACCUUCCCGCUGCACGCCGCCGUCACCGUGCCCGGGAUGUCCGGCUACUCCCCACAGCCCAACCCCUGGUACGACUCCGCGCACUUCGUCCCGUCCCUCGGCACCGCCGUCUGUGGUCUGCGGCCUCACAUGCUGCCCCAGCCCGCCAACACCGUGAGCACCAGCCGUGGAACCAGGUACUCACCGUACCCGUCUGCCCGCGUGUCGCCGUCCGGCCACAGUCACCACCAGAUGUCCAACAUGUACCUGUCUCCGUACCAGAACAACGUGGCAGCGGCGCACUACCACAACCACAACAUGUCCGGCGUCUACAUGUAAACACCAGAGACACUUGAGAAAGACAAUUUGACUUUUACCGGCUACUGGAUA